GCAGUCGACUAGUUUGCCAGACUCCGAUGCACACAGUUCUUUACUUGAUCAACGACAUGCUGUCGACAACACUCGUGAAUGGAGUGACCGUUGGCAGAGCCAAGGGGGCGACCGGCCCGCCCAAUCAUGGGGAAAUGGUUGGGAUAAAGCUGGUCGCUGGGAGAAAGGCUACCAGCACGGCGACCACGAUCGACGCGGCAGCUGGGAAUCUUCUACCGCUGAAGAGUCUUAUCGCGGUGGACACUGGAGACCAGACGAUCCCUGGAGCGACGGCAGGGACCCCUGGUCGCAGAGCGACCACCACGAUGGGUGGCGACGACUUCAUGGCGACCGAGGUUGGCGUGGACCGCAUCAACCUCCCGCGGCGGAUGGUCGAGCUAGCGGAACUCAAGGUGGCGAUCCUGGAGACCAUCAUCGCGGACGAUGGAGCAAUGGAGUGGACGAAACAGGACAGGCCUGGAGCGGCGAGCACUCCUCUUCCCGGCCGGGCUACGAACGGUACCGGAAGGGCCUCUGAGAAGCUGGCGAUCCCAAGCUUCGCCGGCGAGGACUCCGAGGACCUGGGGGGCUCCACCCGGAGCUAUCUCAGGCAGAUCGAGGCCUGGCGGAGAAUGACGUACCUGCCAGAGAGCCAGCAGGGACUCGUGCUCUAUCAGAACCUGACGGGCAAGGCUUGGGUUGCAGCUGAGGAGCUUUCGGUUAGCCGAUUGGGUUCCAGUGGUGGUGUGGAGUACUUCGUGGCAUGGCUGAAUGCAAGGUUUCUGGAUCUUGAGGUUGCACGAAUCGGGAGAGCAUUCAGUGACUUCUUCAGAAAGCUUAGACGGCGCAAUGGACAAAGCAUCCGGGAGUACAACAGCGAGUAUGACAGGCUACACGCUCGUCUUCGAGAAGUCGGAUGCUGCUUGCCGCAAGAGUGCGCUGCAUGGCUAUAUGUAGACCGACUACAACUAGACGAACCACAAGAGCUUAACCUACUUGCCAGUGUCGGGAACCAGUACAACCUCCUCAAGCUUCAACAAGCUGCUGUGCUACAUGAUAGGAGCCACAGAAAACCAUGGGAAUCCAAAGCAAAGCGGCCCUACACAGCCCACCUCACCGAAGACGCGGACGGCGAUGAUGCUGGCGAGGACCGCGAUGACGCCUUCGAGCACUCCGAGGGCGAGGAGGGCAUUCCAGAGGAGGUGGCGGUUGCGUACGCCACCUACCAGAGCGCGAAAGACAAGUAUCGCGAGCAGGCGAAAGCUCGCGGUUACCAUGGAGAUCGCGGAGGACCGAAUGCCGGCAGAGACAAGGGCCCUGGGAACGGCGCGAGUACUUCGCGCGACGACAAGAUCAAGCUGAUGAAGGCGAGAUCGUACUGCAUGAGCUGCGGCAAGAAGGGUCAUUGGCACAAAGACCCAGAGUGCCCCAACCGAGGAGCCAAGGAGGUCGAGAUGUGCCAUCACGUGCCCUCCGAGGUCUAUGCGCUCAGGCACGACGGGCCCAUCCUUGUCGGUAUCACGGACACUGCUUGCGCUAAGUCGGUCGCAGGCACGACUUGGCUCCAGAGCUACAGCGACCUUGUGAAGGACUCGCUGGGGAAACCUGAGUUUGUGAGGGAAUCCGAGGCGUUCAAGUUUGGCACGGGCAAGGUGCAUCACUCUGCCUUCUACGUCCUCGUGAAGUUCAAGCUCGGGGAUAAGGUGGUUGAAAUGAAGACGUCAAUCAUCAAUGGCGACAUCCCGCUCCUUUUGUCGAAGGGGGCACUGGCCCAGCUUGGGAUGGUGUAUGAUGUUGCCGCCAACCGUGCCAGCUUCAACAAGGUUGGAUUGGCGAACUUCGAUCUG
Molecule: messenger RNA, 1826 nt
Organism: Symbiodinium necroappetens
Lineage: Eukaryota; Dinophyceae; Suessiales; Symbiodiniaceae
Source: the annotation of a GenBank genome assembly